UUUGCUGGCAGCGCCUUGAAAGUCACCGCGAGAGGGAGACAGAGAGAGAGAGAGAGAGAGUAGGGUUUGUGUUUGGGAGGUGGGGAAAUGGAAGGGAUAACAGAGGGAGUGAAGAGCUUGCAUGUAUCUGAAGUUGAAUACCAGAAGAGGAAUCGUAUCCAGGUCUCCAACACCAAGAAGCCGCUCUUCUUCUAUGUCAAUCUCUCCAAGAGAUAUAUGCAGCAAUACGAUGAGGUUGAGCUGUCUGGUCUCGGAAUGGCAAUUGCAACAGUGGUCACUGUGGCUGAAAUUCUGAAGAACAAUGGAUUUGCUGUUGUAAAAAAAAUCCGUACAUUGACUGUGGAUAUGAGGGAUGAAGGAGAAACUCGACCCCUUCCAAAAGCAAAGAUUGAAAUAUUACUAGGAAAAGCAGAGAACUUUGAUGAGUUGAUGGCUGCCGAGGCUGAAGGCAGAGAAGUUGGAGAUGGCGAGGAGCAUAACUGAACAAUCCCUUCCCUUUCCCCAGAUUAAAUGAAAAAAGGAAGAAAUGUUGGAAGCCUGUGAGUCAUGGAGUGUUGUUUAGGAUUUUGCUAGAAUUGCUGAUUACUCUUCUUUCAUGUGUCAUUUAUACAGAAAGGGAAGCUUACAUUUGAAAUUAAAGUUCUGACCUUCAUAUUUCAGCUUGCCGUUUUAGUUAUAAAAUCACCUGUUCGUGUUAGGAGGUUA
Messenger RNA from Diospyros lotus (date-plum), 705 nucleotides. RefSeq lists its product as uncharacterized. Bases 88 to 483 code for a protein of 131 amino acids. The transcript is spliced from 5 exons. The record is from RefSeq and is a predicted model, not a curated record. Gene Ontology annotation, cellular component: nucleus. Lineage: Eukaryota; Viridiplantae; Streptophyta; Magnoliopsida; Ericales; Ebenaceae. Gene Ontology annotation, molecular function: RNA binding.